Messenger RNA from Puccinia triticina, 690 nucleotides. RefSeq lists its product as uncharacterized. Gene Ontology annotation, biological process: transmembrane transport. Gene Ontology annotation, molecular function: transmembrane transporter activity. Lineage: Eukaryota; Fungi; Basidiomycota; Pucciniomycetes; Pucciniales; Pucciniaceae. The transcript has 6 exons. The record is from RefSeq and is a predicted model, not a curated record. Bases 1 to 690 code for a protein of 229 amino acids.
AUGCCAGAGACGUAUUCCCCCAUUCUUUUGGCGAAAAAGGCCAAGAAUAUAAGGGAAACCACCGGAGAUAUCAAAUUCUAUGCACCUCAUGAGAAGGCGGAUUGUAGCCUCAGAGGAAUUCUUCGAAGAACAAUAUUACGCCCAGUUGAGAUGAUGUUGACUGAGCCUAUCCUGUCCCUUAUUGUGAUAUACCUUUCUAUUAUUUGCGGGAUGCUGUACAGUCUGUUGGAGACGUUUCCUAUCAUCUGGCAAGACAUAAGGGGAUUCAAAUCACAUGAAACCAGUAUGAUAUUCCUGGGUCUUGGCUUCGGAGCCGUCUUGGGAGGAUUCCUCCAAUUAUAUUUUGCACGCCCAAUGAAGAACUUAAUGCCCAAGUGGAAUGGACAUCCUCCGUGUGAAAUGAAUCUCUAUGGGGCCAUGUUUGCAGGUCCAUUUUUUGUCGGCGGGAUACUUUGGCUAGGAUGGACUGGAGCCUAUGCCCUCAUUCCCUGGUGGGUGCCUGCAUUAUCAACAGUUAUGCUGGGAAUGUCCUAUGCGGCCUCAGCGCUUGCUGCUUCUAUGAUCUAUUGUUGGAGCUGUAGUUCCACUUUUCACACGACAGAUGUAUAUUGGACUGGGGACACAAUGGGCCUGCACACUUGUAAUGUUUUUCUUUCUUUCUUUUUCUUUUACAUGCCAAUAAUUGGGUGA